UUCUCCAUUGCGAAUGCCCAGCUUGUGGGCGGAUGCUGUGUCUCCAGUGAAGUGCAACACCUACGGGGGUCGUUGCCUGUCUCCCUCUCCGCUCCCUUCUCUCCAGUCUCUCCGUCACGGUCUGUCUGGAAUGGUGACUCUGCCGCCGAGACACGGACCGAAUCCCUGCAAAUCGGCGAGGCAGGCAGAGUGAAGACCCUCGUCCACUCCGCCCAGAGCCCUGCCCUCCCCUCCUCACGCACAGGCGACCCGGCGCUCAUCCAGAAGGGGGUUCCCCUCGUCUCGCUGAGAUAGGGAGGAUUGUGCGGCGAGAACGGCUGUGCUCAUCAAGAACCUGCAGAACAGGAAUAGCAGAGACACCAUGGAAGUGUACUUGUUUGUUCUGUGCUGCGGGCUAAUUCAAGUAGCUGUUGCUGGAAAUUCGACUGACAUGGGGAAAGAUCAGUUUUAUUACGAUUACGAGACUCUGCGGAUUGGAGGCCUGGUGUUUGCUGUCAUACUCUUUACUCUUGGCAUCCUACUGAUCUUGAGUCGAAAGUGUCGUUGCAGCUUCAACCAGAAGCCCAGGUCACCAAAUGACGAGGAGGCCCAAGUGGAAACUCUGAUCACCAACAAAGCAACAGAAGCAGCAGCCAAGACAGAGAACUGAUGAGAACCCAUCAUGGGACAAGUCAAUUAAAGACCCAAAGGCUAUGAAUUGAUUGCUUCUUGGACAGGUCUUUGAAGGCCCAUGACUUCGCUCCUGACAACAUGAGGACUCGAAGCUUCGCUCAGUUCACUUCACGGUUCUUGACUUAAAAUGUAUAAACAAUGAUAACAGUAAAUGAUGUAUGAAUCUUGUGCUGUACCGUUGGAUCAUUGCAUUUUACCAUGUGCUGGUCAUCCUCAAAGUGUGCAGUUUUGUCGGGUAGUUAAUAGCAGUUGUGUUUAGUUUGAUAUUUUCCAGUCUUGCCAGAUUGUACUUGCGUAACCGUGGGUGGGUGCAUUUGUGUAUGUGUGUGUUUGUAUAUAUACACGUGUGAGUGCAUCUGGGGAAAUAUGAGUAGGGUGGGGCUCAGUGUUACUCCAUCCCUUCCACAAUAUGGUGGUGUUGCAGUGAUGUCUCUGUGUUAAAUAGAGUGUGUUUAAUGUCGGUGUAUAGCACUGUGAAUCGGUCACUGUGUCUGUGUGCGCUGGUUAUUCAGUGACCUUCACUCACAGUUGAGCUGGUGUGAGAAAGGACAGUUGUAAAAUAAAAUAAAGAAGAUUGCCAAUGAUACCUUGAAAAAUAAAAAGAAGUUACUAAAAUUGACAAAUUAA
Molecule: messenger RNA, 1299 nt
Organism: Pristis pectinata (smalltooth sawfish)
Lineage: Eukaryota; Metazoa; Chordata; Chondrichthyes; Rhinopristiformes; Pristidae
Gene: fxyd6
Product: FXYD domain containing ion transport regulator 6
Exons: 10
Coding region: 362-649 (95 amino acids)
Biological process (GO): regulation of sodium ion transmembrane transporter activity
Cellular component (GO): membrane
Molecular function (GO): sodium channel regulator activity
Source: RefSeq, a predicted model, not a curated record